Molecule: messenger RNA, 1964 nt
Organism: Ooceraea biroi (clonal raider ant)
Lineage: Eukaryota; Metazoa; Arthropoda; Insecta; Hymenoptera; Formicidae
Product: popeye domain-containing protein 3
Biological process (GO): skeletal muscle tissue development; striated muscle cell differentiation; heart development
Cellular component (GO): sarcolemma
Molecular function (GO): cAMP binding
Source: RefSeq, a predicted model, not a curated record
GCACAUGCGCUUAAUAAUAUCUUUCAGCGUCCGCGUGUGCGAGGAGUAAAAACAUACCAAGCUCUCGUUCGGGAAAUAUCAACGAAGAUGGACAGUCGAUUCUUGUAUCUUUGUUAAUACAUAAUAUUGAGUGUAUUCUUGCUCCAAGUAACAUGAGUCCUGGCUUGGGGCAUGAUCCUUUGCCAUCAUACAAUAUCACUACUCUUGGGAACACUGCAUUCUGCUUAUGGCAACAGCCACAACACAUUUUAUUCCAGUUAGCAAAUUUCUGUUUCGCAUUGUCCUACUCAGCACCGUCUUCUAAGAAGGGAAUUUUGUUUAUGCAUUCGGUUUUAAUUGUAGGUUUUAUGUUGCUAUCAGGAUGGGCUUGGCACGUGAUUUGUGCACCAGAUAUCUUCUCUUGGAACUUUAGUUUCUUAUUGCUUAAUAUCGGUCAAUUAGUAUAUAUCGUUUAUCAAAUGAGACCUAUCAGAUUCGAUCCUGAAUUGGAAGAAGCGUAUCACACGCUUUUUUAUCCUUUCAAAGUCUCACGACUACAGUUUAAGCGAUUAGUAUCGCCUGAAUUUGCGACGAUAAUGUCUCUUCAUGCUGGGGAAGCAUACGCCAUGCAAAAUUUAACAAGGACAGACAGAUUGGGUUUAUUGCUCACGGGCAAGGUCAAUGUUCUCAGUGAUACAAAUUUUUUGCACCCGAUAUUGCCUUGCGAAUUUCUGGAUUCACCAGAGUUCGAAAGCUCCCGAGCUUCUGUUGAUGAUAAAUUUAAGGUAUCCAUCAUAGCAGCAAGUUCUUGCAGGUAUCUGUAUUGGCAGAGAUCAGCCUUGGAAUAUCUGCUCGUGAAGGAAACUUAUCUUGCAACUGUGUUAACUACAUUGGUGGCGCGAGACAUCGCAACGAAAUUGUACGCAAUGAAUAACAAGAUAGUUACAGACAAAGGAUCACAUUUGGAUAUUCGUCUUCCUACUAUUAGCGCUGGUUUAGGAAUUAGCGGAGAAUACAGAAGUCCUAGAACUUACAGGCAAGCGUUAAUCCGGAGGAAAGGGACCAAGCCGACAUCCAAUAAUGUAAGCAACGCGAAAUCCAAGAAUCGUGCAGUGAAUAAUUUGACGAAGAAAGGUGCGCCAAACAUGGAACCUCUUCCUGAGCUGCCAUCCUGCGAUGAUCUAGCUUCCAGCGGUGUCGAGAGUUGGCUGGAUUCUUCCAGCAAGUAUCACAGUUGCGAGAUCGUCGACGAGGAAUAGCAUUACGCCUCCCAUUUCAACUACGAGAGUUUGCUUAACGUUGCUAAUAAUGGUCAGCACGAUAUACAAGCCUUCGACUACAAGAAUGCAGACCGCUGGCGAUCGGACGACGACUAGCGAUAAAGAUAAUGCACACAUGCUUUUAGUGCGCUGCAUUGGGAGACCAUUUAGUGUAAUUAUAUCUUUUGAACUUAAUUGUUUUGUUUAAUGAUUCAAAUUUUUAUUACUGUUAAAUUAUUUCGUAAUCAAUUAUAUCUUGAAUUUUCGCUAGGAUAUAGUAAACUCGUGAAGAGGCAUAUCAUAUUAUACUAAUCGCGAUAUUGUAUGAUAUAGUGAUAUACUCUGUAGCUUGUUGCUUAGCAACGAAAUUUGCAACGAAAGCACUUUUCAAAGAGUAUACAUAUAAUGUAUAUUUAAUGCUGUACAUAAUUUGUAAAUAUCAAACGUAAUAAGGAAUAUGGAAGAUCGUACUUUAACUCGAAAACAAAAAAUGAUAUUUACGAAAAUAUACGAAAAUUUUUGGACAAACCAUACAUUAUAUAAAUAAAUAGAAUAUUUACAAGCGAAUACAGUAGCGUACUUAUAUAUAUCAUUUUUAUAAACAUAGAGAUCAACUGAAAGAUUUAGUUCACGAAAAAGGAAUGUAACAUUUCUUAUUAAAACAAAAUUUCUAUGGAAAAGGUUGGUUAUAGUUAUCCACUUGUCUGAUAACAAAUUUAAAAAAAA